Messenger RNA from Arabis nemorensis, 183 nucleotides. Lineage: Eukaryota; Viridiplantae; Streptophyta; Magnoliopsida; Brassicales; Brassicaceae. The record is from the annotation of a GenBank genome assembly.
AUGCUCCCUCCGCUGAACACACUUGAUCCACCGGAGGAUCCGCCGGAUUUACUCGGUCUACUUUCACCGCCUCCAUCUGUUCCACAUCCUCGGCGAUCCUCAUCGAUUGCUCCGUCCACGAGAGCCUCAAAGGUUCUGGCUUCUAUCUCGUGGCUGUUGGUUGGCUUCCCUCAGAGUGUCUAA